Messenger RNA from Nerophis lumbriciformis (worm pipefish), 1005 nucleotides. The record is from RefSeq and is a predicted model, not a curated record. NCBI's taxonomy places the organism in Eukaryota, Metazoa, Chordata, Actinopteri, Syngnathiformes, Syngnathidae.
AUGCCUCUUACGCCUCCUGAUCAGCCCGACCCGGAGCCAAAAAUGAGCUGGGCCUCCUUUUACGCCGUGAUUAGUGGCAUCAACAGACACUCCACGGGAAUCGGUCGCAUUUGGCUCUCUGUGCUGUUCAUUUUCCGCAUCACGGUGCUGGUGGUGGCCGCCGAGAGCGUGUGGGGCGACGAGAAAUCCGGUUUUACCUGCAACACCCAGCAGCCGGGCUGCAACAGCGUGUGUUACGACCACUUCUUCCCUAUUUCUCACAUCCGCCUGUGGGCCCUGCAGCUGAUUCUGGUGUCCACUCCGGCCUUGCUGGUCGCCAUGCACGUGGCCCACCGGCGGCACGUGGACAAGAGGCUCUACAAGCUAUCGGGGAAGAGCAACCCCAAAGAACUGGAGCAGAUCAAAAGCCAAAAAAUUAAAAUCUCCGGCGCCCUCUGGUGGACUUACGUCAUCAGCUUGGUAUUCCGGGUCACGUUCGAGGUGGUCUUUAUGUACGUCUUCUACAUGAUCUACCCCGGGUACAAGAUGAUCCGUUUGGUCAAGUGCGACUCGUACCCGUGCCCCAACACGGUGGACUGCUUCGUGUCCAGGCCGACGGAGAAAACAGUCUUCACCGUCUUCAUGCUGGCCGUGUCGGGCGUUUGCAUUCUGCUCAACCUUGCCGAAGUCUUCUACUUGGUGGGGAAGGCCUGCUUCAAGCGCCUGCACAAAGGGCCUUGGUUCCAACAGAAGCUGGAGUGGCCGUCCACCAAAGAGGACGCCAAGGGUUUAACGCAGAAUACCCAGAGAGGUUUUCCUGGCCCGGACGCUGGUCACCGGGGCCCCCCUCUGGAGCCAGGCUUGGAGGUGGGGUUUGAAGGCGAGCGUCUAGUGGCCGCCUGUCCCUGUCCCCGAAAAGGCACUGUGGCUUCUCCUUCCCAUCAGCUCACCACCUGUGGGGUGGGCCAAAGGGGUCAGAUGCGUAGGGAGUUGGGCUCAGCCAAAGGCGAGGGCCUUGGCGUUUGA